AUGUGCUCAAAUCUUCAAUCUUUCAAAUGGUAUGGAGACCGAUUAGACCAUGGCACGAGGCCAGCGAGCAGCAUUAUGGACGUUUUGAAACCGCUGGGUGGGACUCUGGUAGACCUGCAUCUCGACUUUCUCACGUCAAUACAGGGUCAUAUUGAGGCGGGCGAUUUCUCUUCAUUCAGAUGCCUCGAGAAAUUGACUCUCCCUACCACCAUGCUUUGCAAAUAUCCGAAAGACCCUGCGUGGGAGAUUGGUGUCGGAUGUGCCAACAGCCUAGGCAAAAUUCUACCGUGGACUGUAAAGCGGCUCACUCUUCUUACGUAUAGCCAUGACUGCCACGCCUGGGGGCAUGCCAUGGACCUCAGCUAUUAUUGCCACGAUGGGGAUUUGCAGCUCAAGCGCCUCCGAAUGGAUGUCGAUGGGUGGGCGUGGAACGAGGACGAGGACGAUAGUGGGUGUACUGGUUUUAGCUUAGACUACCAUUGUGGCCCGACGGGAUUGGUUUUACGCGAUUGGUUUUUCGGAAGCAACGCCAAGGUACAAAUUCGUUUGGAAAGCUACCGGUUCCGAUUCACACGAACGACUUGGUCAUGGUGCGGACCAAAGGCCUGGUCAGAGAGCGAGUCGGAGGCGGCUUCAUUCACCAAUUCGAACGUCGAUGGGGCUUCGGAGAGCGAUCCGGAUAGUGAUCCAGAAAGCGACGAGGAAAUUGAGGAGAUGCUGCAUGCUUAA
Messenger RNA from [Torrubiella] hemipterigena, 729 nucleotides. Lineage: Eukaryota; Fungi; Ascomycota; Sordariomycetes; Hypocreales; Clavicipitaceae. The record is from the annotation of a GenBank genome assembly.